Rhagoletis zephyria (snowberry fruit fly) is the source of this 978-nucleotide messenger RNA. RefSeq lists its product as uncharacterized. Gene Ontology annotation, biological process: telomere maintenance; DNA repair. NCBI's taxonomy places the organism in Eukaryota, Metazoa, Arthropoda, Insecta, Diptera, Tephritidae. Gene Ontology annotation, molecular function: DNA helicase activity. The record is from RefSeq and is a predicted model, not a curated record.
AUGUCUCAUAAGAAAGCAUUGGAAGCGCUUGAUCGUACACUGCGAGAUUUGAGGGGAAACACACGGAUCUUCGGUGGUGCACUCAUUUUAUUGUCUGGUGAUUUUCCACAAACACUGCCGGUUAUACCACGUUCAACACCCGCUGAUGAACUUAAUGCAUGUCUCAAAUCAUCACUUUUAUGGCGUCAUAUACAGAAAUUGACUCUGAAAACCAACAUGCGUGUACAACUACAACGAAAUACAUCGGCUGGUAAUUUUGCAAAACAAUUAAUGGAUAUUGGAAAUGGGCGAAUGCAAAUUGAUGAUUCUACACAAUGUAUCACCUUGCCAGCAAACUUCUGUAGGAUCACAGAAAGCAUAGCCGAAUUGGUGCAAAAGAAUGGAAUACCCGGCGAAACGACAAUAUAUAAGUCCAUCGAUACUGUGGUGAAUCAAGACGAAGUUGUCAACUAUCCAACUGAAUUCUUGAAUUCGCUUGAUUUGCCAGGCAUGCCACUGCACGUUCUAACAUUGAAAAUUGGCGUACCCAUCAUUCUUCUUCGAAGCAUAAGUCCACCACGACUUUGCAACGGAACCAGACUCUCAGUCAAGAAAAUGAUGAACAAUGUUAUCGAAGCAACAAUUUUGAUUGGAAAAUUCAAAGGCGAAGUCGUACGGUUGCCGCGCAUUCCAAUGAUCCCGACAGAUAUGCCAUUCGAAUUCAAACGUUUGCAGUUCCCGGUGCGACUCGCUUUCGCAAUGACUAUCAACAAAGCACAAGCACAAUCGUUGCAAGUGUGUGGAUUAAAUUUGGAGAAUCCAUGCUUCUCAGCAGCGCUAUGUGGCCUGCUCACGCGUCGGAAAACCUUCCGAUUUAUUCGUUUACGCACCAGAUGGAAAAACAAAAAAUAUUGUGUAUCCCACAGCACUUCAAUAAAUAUCGAAUUGAAACGAAACGCUGCAAUGUCAGAAUUUUUUCAAAAUGAACAAAAUCAAUAA